Molecule: messenger RNA, 1980 nt
Organism: Puccinia triticina
Lineage: Eukaryota; Fungi; Basidiomycota; Pucciniomycetes; Pucciniales; Pucciniaceae
Exons: 12
Coding region: 1-1980 (659 amino acids)
Biological process (GO): cellular response to X-ray; DNA recombination; cellular response to gamma radiation
Cellular component (GO): nucleus; Ku70:Ku80 complex
Molecular function (GO): telomeric repeat DNA binding; double-stranded DNA binding; damaged DNA binding
Source: RefSeq, a predicted model, not a curated record
AUGGUCGGAGGCAGAGAACUGACGAUAUAUGCGAUUGAUGUCUCCCCGUCGAUGUCCACGAAGAGGAGUGUCGUGGAUCCAACCACUGGCGAAACCACAUCGGUGACUAACUUGGAGCAUGGGUUGGAAGUGGUCAAGCAUCAAGUCGCAAACAUGCUUCUCGCUGGCUUGAAAACCGUUCACUGUGGAAUCGUCCUUUUCGGAACAGACCAUACCGACAAUUCGUUGUCGGAUAGUGGAUAUGAAUACAUUUGGGAGUAUGUCGCCCCAACACAACCCCACGCCCUCACCCUUUCACGUAUUACUACUAUCCGGGAUCAUUUGACCACAUCUGAGAAACCUUUCAAAGGAGAUUUAUUAUCGGCCAUCAUUUUAUGCAACCAUCUCAUGGGCGCAACUUUAGGAGCCAAAAAGUGGACUCGGAAGCUUGUCUUAGUCACAGAUGCUCAAACCGAGACUGAUUGGAACGGGUGGAAAGAACAAAGGGACCAAAUGAAGUUGGAUGAUGUCAGAUUGAACGUGAUCGGCGUUGACUUUGACGACCCGGAAUACGGUUAUAUCCAGCCUAACAAGCCGGAAACCAAGGGUAUCAAUGAAAAAAUACUUUAUAAACUAUGUAGAGGUCUUGCCAAUACUUCUAGCUGUUCGACAGCCGAGGCAGCCGUCCUGAGCGCUCAAUCUCCCCAGCCGCGUGUCUCGAGCAGUGUCCCGGCUCCAGUGCUGCUUUCUCUGGGCUAUCCUGACCAGGAGACUUCAGAAACCGAAGGCUAUGAUCCGCAAGAGACUCUUUUUAUGAGGUGCGAGUUGCGGAAAUGUACUACCAUCGUAAGACCGAUGUCUGCCAAGAAAAUGAGCAAGUUUGGCGUUCCGAGCGAGAUUGAACGGAGGCGCAAGGACUUGGAAUCGAUGAAUGCAAGGAGCCAACCGGGACACCAGCUUCCGGCGGACGAUGAUGAGGACGAUGAAGAUGGUCUCCUGGGUCUCUUACAGGUCAAUCGGAAACAUGUCUACGUCGGCAAGAAAGCCCAAGAUGGCCCGUCCAAAGGCGCCGGCCCGGGCGACGACAGCGAUGACCUUGACAUGCAAGACUCGAGUGACGAGGAGCCGGCGCCGACCGCAGGCCGAGAGGCCGAUCGAGAAAACUUAGCCAAGGCUUAUAAAUAUGGAGCAAGUCUGGUGAUCGUCGAUCAAGAAGACGAGGCAGCGAUUCGCCAAUCUUUCACGGAAUCUCUGGAAAUUACAGGAUUCGUAAAACUUUCAAACGUCCCUCGGGAUCACCUCCUGAACAAUGUUUAUUACCUAUAUACCAUACGAACGGACUAUGGCAGCCAGAUCACCUUUUCUGCGAUUGUCCGGGCCAUGCACACCGCGAAGCGAGCGGCUAUUGCUCGAUAUGUUAGUCGGUCAAAGACGGCCGAACCUAAGAUGGUGCUCCUCAUUCCGGUUGUCGAAGAGACGAUUCGAUAUUUUCUAUUCAUCCAGGUCCCCUUCGCAGAGGAUCUGAGAGAAUACGACUUUCCUGCGCUUGCAUCAGUCACGAUUCCGCCGGGCAGAAAAAUUCCAAGCCAAUACGUACCGACGGCGGAGAUGCAAGAAGCCAUGGAUGAUCUGGUGGACAAGAUGGACCUAUCGGUGGAGGAUGUGCCGAGCACAUCGGAGGACGACAGGACUCGACCAUGGCUGAGGCUCGAAGAGACCUGCAAUCCAGCCAUCCACCAUGUCAAGAACUGUGUCCUCUACCGACUCAGCCAUCCCACAUGCGUAGACUUGGCUCCCGUGCAUCCGGAAUUGGCCAAGUGCAUGGCUCCACCUCCGCACGUUGCCCAACGGGCAGCCUCGAGUCUGGAACGCGUCAAACAGCUGAUGGAGACCAAGACUGUGCCCGCUCUACCUAAAUCGCAGCGGAGGAAGGUCACUCGACAGACUGUUGCAGACGGCGAUGAUGAGAUUGAUCUGGAUGACAUCCUGGGAGAUGCUUGA